AUGCCUUCCCUGUUCAUUGCUAUCAAAGAUAUCCAUCCUGUCCACAAGCAAAGGGGAAUUAGAGUACGUUGUGUACGCAUCUAUGAUGUGCCUGAGAGGAGGGUAGGCAGUAACGUCAAGAGUAUGGAGUGUCUUCUCCAUGAUGAUCAGAAGCAUGAUGAUCAGGGAGACUAUAUACAUGCUAAUAUUCAGGAUAAAGAUGUUGUCAAAUACAAAGAUGUGCUAAAAGAAGGCCAACUGUAUGAGAUAAAGAACUUCUAUGCUGUUACAAACUAUUACCUUUACAAGGUCACCCAGCAUAAGUAUAUGCUCAAGUUUAAUUACAAAACAGAAGUCAAACAGAUCAACUCUAUAGGUUUUCCACUUUUUAUGUUUCGUCUUACAAGUUUUGAGUCUUUGAAAGAUCCCAAGGAAGUGAAUGACAAGGAGCUCAUUGAUGUUAUAGGUCGUGUGGUGGAGAUAUAUAGCCCUGUGGACAAGAUUGUUGGUGGUAAAGCCACAAAACUGAUUGACUUUCAACUCUGUGAUAAUGCGGCCAAGGUGGUUAGUGGUGAGGUCAGAAUAACAUCAUCGUAUGAUGCAACUAAGAUCUGGGUGAAUGGUGAUUUUGAUGAGUUCAAGGACUUCAAAUCUCAGUUAAAGGUUCAAGAGACUCCAAUUAAGAGUAUGAGCACUGUGACUCUGAACUCCCAGUCCACAGGGACUGAGAGUUUCCAAAAGGGUGAAAGGAUUGUGUCCACAAUCUUUGAUCUAUCUAAGCUGCAGGAUGGGGAUUACUAUAUUCCUGGUGAAAUUAUGGCAAUAGAGUCUUCUACAGACGAUUGGUACUACAUGGCAUGCCUGACACCUGGCUGUAACAGGAAGCUUAAAGCAAUUGAAGGAGUCUUAAGCUGUGACAAGUGUGUAAAACAAUUUGAGGAAGGUACUGCUAGAUAUAAGCUUUUGGUGAGAGUCUUAGACAAAACCACAGAUGCAACUUUCCUGCUCUGGGAUAGGGAAGUUGCAGAAUUAGUUGGCAUUCCUGCUACUCUGUUGUAUGAGAAGUACAAAAAGUGCGUGGUGAUUAAGAGAGCUCUAAUGAAAGGCACUAAUCCAGCUUACAAUGUGGUGAGGGUUCUGAGGGACGAGCAGUUGUUAGAUGCUUAUUGUUCCAGAUUAUUUGAAGAUGAAGAAAAGGACCUAAUGUCACAGCAAAUAGAAGAGGAUGACAACACUUCUCAACAUUCUGAGGUGAAAGCAUCUAAAGAAGAAGAUGUCAAUAGUCCUGCUAACACAAGGCACUCAGAAUCCCAAGUUCAUGUUGAAGCAGAUUCUCCUACUACUAAGAGGUCAUUGCUGGAUCAGUUUUCAUCCUCAAAAGGGAGCAAAAGGUUAAAGGGUGGUAGCAUUAAGAAGGAGAAGAUGAACUGA
This is a messenger RNA of Ipomoea nil (Japanese morning glory), 1410 nucleotides long. RefSeq lists its product as uncharacterized. The transcript is spliced from 10 exons. NCBI's taxonomy places the organism in Eukaryota, Viridiplantae, Streptophyta, Magnoliopsida, Solanales, Convolvulaceae. The record is from RefSeq and is a predicted model, not a curated record. Bases 1 to 1410 code for a protein of 469 amino acids.